Molecule: messenger RNA, 520 nt
Organism: Tupaia belangeri chinensis (Chinese tree shrew)
Lineage: Eukaryota; Metazoa; Chordata; Mammalia; Scandentia; Tupaiidae
Gene: PVALEF
Product: parvalbumin like EF-hand containing
Exons: 4
Coding region: 15-419 (134 amino acids)
Cellular component (GO): cytoplasm
Molecular function (GO): calcium ion binding
Source: RefSeq, a predicted model, not a curated record
CCCGCAGCACCAGCAUGGACGAGGAGUUCUCCUCCCAGAUGAAGAAGAUGGCCUUGGCCCUGGGCACGUCCCUCUCAGACAAGGACAUUGAGCUGCUGCCUGCGGACAUGAGGCACCAUGGGUCCUUCAACUACGUCAAGUUCUUUGAGCACAUGAAGAAGUUCCAGGGCUCUGGACAGUUGGAGAGUGUCAUCCGGAAGGCCUUCCAGACCCUGGACAAGGACAAGAGUGGGUUCAUCGAGUGGAACGAGAUCAAGUACAUCCUGUGCACCGUGCCCAUCGCCGGGCCCACCGCCCCGCUGACCGACGAGGAGGCUGAGGCCAUGAUCCAGGCAGCCGACACCGACGGGGACGGCAGGAUUGACUACGAAGAAUUUUCUGAACUCAUCAAAAAGGAGAAGAUUCCAAAAAAGAAGUAGCAGCACGACCAGCACGGGCCCGGCCGAGGGCCCCGUGGGCCACGCGGGAGAGCGAGUCUCAGAGAGCGUGGCUGGGCCGCGGGGGGCACGGCUUAUGACAG